UGUGUGUUUUUGCUGAGGAAGUUGUGCCAUGUUCAAUAUCACACCUGCUGGGCUCGUCUUCUGUUUGCUCAGUCUCACUCUCUGCAGGUGCUGGAGAUGCUGGAUAAUAUAACAGAAGGACGUCCCAGUGCACCUGCGACUCAUGCUUUCACAGCCCUCCAACAGACAGAGAGAGAAAACUGUUAUUAUUACUCUAUUUACAGCUUUCCUGCAGUGUUCAGUUCAGCUAAGCUGGUUAGAAAUCAGUGAUUUAUUUCUACAUAUACAGUUUACAUGCAGUAUACUGCCUUCCAACAACUGAACAAUCAUACGUUUCAUUAAUACAUCAAUAAACCUUAAGAAGUCUAGGACAUGAUAUGGCUGAGACAAACCAUUUUCCAAAAGGACAAAUGAAACAGUGCAAUGCAAGAGGAUUCUGGGCAGAUUAGGACAGGAACACAUAAGAUUUUGCAACGUGGGAGGAAGCUAUUUUAUAUGGAAACCUGUUACCUCCACUGAAAAAAAGACAAAUAAAGAAUAAAAAUGUUCAUGUGUGUGAAGACCAUAUCAGAAGUCUGGAUCCUCUGAAGUAUCCUUCUGAGUCUCAUGAUCAGGUAUUUAUAGACGAACUGUGACCUAGUAUUCAGUCAAAACUGGAUCGACGCAACAACAACACUUGCAAGGUAACGUGAAAAUAAAAUGCCUAAUAUUUUGGAAAUGUAAUUUUAAACUUUCACAAGUCUGAUAGCACAGCUAAAAGAAGUUGGUGUAAAUCGUAAGUGGUUUGUUUACUUUUUAUAUCUAGCCAGACACGCACAAUAUACUAUAUUCAUAGACUCUGACACACAUUAUUACAGAUUAUUAAAGGAUUUUAGCGUUUAGACUCGCACGUGGUGUUAUUUACAGUUUGCAAUCACGUGAGCAGCAAUAGUCACGUGCCAAGAUUUGUCUAUAACCAGCAUCUAGUAGGACAGUGUGAUGGAUUUGGACACAUCUGGAAGGGGUUUUGAGGAGGAUGUGGCAACCCAGCUGAUGAUCGAGAGUCUCAGAGAACAAGGGUUGGUCACGAGCCCUUUCUCCGGUGAAUCCUGCAGAAUCAUUCAGAUCACCCCUGAGAGAGAGAAGAUAUUCAGUGCAAUAAAGCAUGAUGUGUUAUCAGGUGAUGAACAGUCCCUCCGUGAGCUGACUGUCCAUCAGCAAGCUUUCUCUGAAGAAGACGACACAGACUACAUCCCUUUACACGAGGCUGCCAUACAGAACAACCAGAACAUCCUUGAGAUCACAUUUACCGCGUCUCCCGAGGAUGCCAAGCACAGAAAGACUCGUCAGGGUAAGACGGCUCUCUUCUUAGCAGUGGGGAAAGGGCUUUUGGACAACGCUUGUUUCUUGCUGGACCACGGCAGCAGUCCAGACACCCUGGAUGAAGACGAAGACUCGCCUCUCGUUGUAGCCAUAAGGAACAAUCACUAUGGCAUGGCAAAGCUCCUGCUAAACUUCAGUGCCAGAGUUAACCAGGAGGGGGCGAACCACAGGACGGCCCUUCUUGAAGCCGCCCGGCUCGGCCUGAUGGAUUUCGUGGAUCUGCUGUUGAAGUACGGAGCUCAUCCCGACCCCAGAAGCUCUUAUGGCCUGACGCCGUUAGCAUUAGCUGCACAGGCCGGACACCUGGAGAUCAUCCGAACACUUCUCCAGAGAGGUGCUGAUGUGAAGUCUCAGGCUCAGGGUUGUGCAACAGUCCUGUUUGAGGCGUCUGCUUCAGGAAACCCUGACGUCAUCUCCUUACUUUUGGAGUACGGCGCUGACGCCAACAUAACAACACCCAAACACACGGGACACCUGCCCAUCCACAGAGUGGCCCACCGCGGACACGUCAAGGCUCUGGCUCUGCUGAUACCAGUGACGUCGUUGGAUGCGGUGGAUGACAGUGGGAUCAGUCCUCUUCACUUGGCGGCGGCAGGUGGACACACUCAGUGUCUAGAGAUGCUACUAAAAGCCAAUUAUGACCCUAACUUCAUGCUGCACCCUUGGGUGCGCCUCAGCUACGACGAUAAGCGUCAGUCCGCACUCUACUUCGCCGUCUCCAAUGAAGACAUCGCCUCCACCCGAGUCCUGCUGGAAGCUGGAGCCAUGCCCAACCAGGACCCUGUCAAGUGCCUGCAGGUGGCACUGAGGCUGGGAAACCACGAACUGAUCAACCUGCUGCUUCGCUACGGAGCCAACGUCAAUUACUACUGCAGAGUGAACACCACGCACUUCCCGUCGGCCUUACAGUAUGCCCUGAAGGACGAGGUGGUGCUGCGGAUGCUGUGUAACUAUGGUUACAACGUGGAGCGAUGCUUUGACUGUCCAUACGGGGAGGGAUCACACGUCCCACAUGGAUACGAGGGAUGGAGUGACACCGUCAUUAAAGAUACGCUGUUCUGUGAGGUCAUCUCUGUCUCGUGGCUCAAACAUCUCUCAGGAAACAUGGUUCGCAUCAUGCUAGAUUACGUCGAUCAUGUGACCUUUUGCUCCAAACUGAAGGCUGCGCUCAUGGAGCAGAAACAGUGGCCUGAAAUCUGCAAAAUUCAAGGUUUGUUCAAAAAUCUUUAUUUGACUCUCUCUAUUCUAAUUCUAUUUUACCUAUUUGCUGACUUGAAUCUCUCUGUUUGUUUUCUUACUGCUUGUUUUCUUUUAAAAAAUGCCCCUAACACUAGCUUUCUCUAUUUUUUUCCUAUUCUAUCUACUUGUUUUCUUUUUGUUAUCUAUGUGUAUUAAGCGAUAGUGACGGCUCUGUGUAGUAAAUAGCGCUCCAUUUGAACUUCGGAGCAUCGCGAAUCAUUGAUUCAGAUCGGGACUUCGGAGCAUCGCGAAUCAUUGAUUCAGAUCGGGACUUCGGAGCAUCGCGAAUCAUUGAUUCAGGUCGGGACUUCGGAGCAUCGCGAAUCAUUGAUUCAGAUCGGGACUUCGGAGCAUCGCGAAUCAUUGAUUCAGGUCGGGACUUCGGAGCAUCGCGAAUCAUUGAUUCAGGUCGGGACUUCGGAGCAUCGCGAAUCAUUGAUUCAGGUCGGGACUUCGGAGCAUCGCGAAUCAUUGAUUCAGGUCGGGACUUCGGAGCAUCGCGAAUCAUUGAUUCAGAUCGGGACUUCGGAGCAUCGCGAAUCAUUGAUUCAGAUCGGGACUUCGGAGCAUCGCGAAUCAAUGAUUCAGAUCGGGACUUCGGAGGAUUUAUUGCGAAUCAUUUGAUCGGGACUUCGGAGCAUCGCGAAUCAUUGAUUCAGAUCGGGACUUCGGAGCAUCGCGAAUCAUUAAUUCAGAUCGGGACUUCGGAGCAUUUAUUGCGAAUCAUUUGAUCGGGACUUCGGAGCAUCGCGAAUCAUUGAUUCAGAUCGGGACUUCGGAGCAUCGCGAAUCAAUGAUUCAGAUCGGGACUUCGGAGGAUUUAUUGCGAAUCAUUUGAUCGGGACUUCGGAGCAUCGCGAAUCAUUGAUUCAGAUCGGGACUUCGGAGCAUCGCGAAUCAUUUGAUUCAAAUCGGGACUUCGGAGUAAUUUAGUAGAGACACUAUGACAUGUCCCUACCAAUAUCAGCCACUACUAAAUUGUUCCUAGCAAUCAUUUUGAUCAAACAAUGUCCUCUCUGGGAUGUCACCACCAAUGCCAAAAUCAAACCUACACUGCAAAAUGUAUGAACUCCUGUGUCAUGUGUCAUGCUUUCAUUUUUGACUAGUUUUGUUUCUUUACAGAGAAAGUCCGCUGUCUGCAGCAUCUCUGUCGGCUGAAGAUCAGGGCUUGUUUGGGUCGGUUGUGUUUGAGAGCUCCGAUCUUCAUGAGCUUCCUUCCAUUACCAGAACGACUGAAGCAAUACAUCCUGUACAAAGAAUAUGAU
Messenger RNA from Carassius gibelio (silver crucian carp), 3845 nucleotides. Its product is annotated as dynein axonemal heavy chain 12-like. The transcript has 11 exons. Gene Ontology annotation, molecular function: protein binding. Gene Ontology annotation, cellular component: cytoplasm. Bases 958 to 2736 code for a protein of 592 amino acids. The record is from RefSeq and is a predicted model, not a curated record. Gene Ontology annotation, biological process: intracellular signal transduction. Lineage: Eukaryota; Metazoa; Chordata; Actinopteri; Cypriniformes; Cyprinidae.